AUGUUCGGGGUGGCAGAUAAACAGAACAUGUCUCGAGGAGCAGCGGGAGACCUGAUGGGACUCAGGAGGAAGCAGCAAAUGAAGAUUAAUGAGGGUCGUCUGCAUUCACACCUGGAUAAACGGGGAUCAGGUGAGAAGAAUGUGGCCCAUAUUACAGUGGAGGAUCUGGGGAUAGAUAACACAGGCUUUAGCCUGGGGGACGAGAGCCCCCUGACCCCCAGGAACAGCAUGGCCCCCUUGUUCAGCUCUGCAUCAUCCUGCUCAAGGGCUCUGAAAAAGAAAGGACUAAAUGCUCUGUCUUCACUUGUUAUACCGCCCCAGGUUCAACCAACAGUCGCCAUUAGCUACACGCAGGCUGAUGAAGAAGAGGAGGAAUUCCAGCUGGUGUUUGAAAAUGGCGGUGAUAGCACAUCUGGUGCUGGAGGCCUCCUGACAACACCCAUAAUCAACCUGAUUCCACCCACUCCCUCUAAUGUUGUUGAUGAUGGUCGAUUCUUUGACGGCAAUUUAGAUGAAUGUGAGGCUUGUUCAUCUCAGAGUGAUGGAAGGUCUGUUGCUGCAGACCUGGACAAGAACGGUAGAGUGGAAACAGAGGAAUCAAAAAAAGGAUUCACACUGGCUGAAGGAAGUAAUGAAAUUGCUGAAAGCAGACCCAUCAGUGGUGGUGGUCUAAGCGAUAAGUCUGGAGACCAAGAAGAAUCUGUACCUCAUAAAAAGCUGGAUAAAGAUAAAGUAAGAGCCGCAUUCCUAUCAAGUGCCUUUAAGGAGGCUCCUAUACCCGAGAUCUCAAAUAAACGGGGAAGCAACACAGGAAUAAAUUUUCUAUCAUUUACUGAACAUAACUUGGAUGACUUGGGCAACAGAGAACUUAUCCGUCCUGACAUGCUGAAGAAAGAUCUUGACCAGCUUCCUCACACAGCCCGGAUGGAGGCCUUUACCUUUCAUAGGCGACCAUUAACACGUUCCUGCAGUCUCGGAGAAACAGUUCAGACUUCUGCUUUCCAUACAUCAACACAGACCACAGAUCUGUGCAAGGAAAGAAAAGGAUUACUUCAGCAAAGGCGCAUAACCAUUGCUUCAUAUGAGCCUCAUUCAGCGGAUCAGAAUGGAAACUUCGCUGACAAGGAUUUAUACAAGCAAGAGGCCAAAUCCCUCAGUGAGCUGAGCAUAGACGAAGUCUGCCAGUGGUUUACCAGUAUUGGACUGCAAAAAUGUCUCCCUUUAAUCCGAGAAGCUAAACUGUGUGGAUCAGACAUAGCCUCAGUAGAUGCCAACACACUGGACAUCCUCCACAUCAGCUCACUGGAGGACAGAGAGCAAUUACUGUCAGCUAUCUAUAAUGCGCUCCACCCUCCCAGCACCAUCACUCAGACUCUUGACUCUUUGCUUGUGACUUUAGAGCCAAGUAAGGUAGAAACGUUCACUACAGAUUUGGCAUCCAUGAGCAGGUCCACAUCCUCUCCCCAUGUAAGCUGCCUGAGUAUGAAUCGGCGUUCUUUUAAGUUCAGGAACAGAAGCCAAAACCUCAUGGCACCAAGGAGUUCUCAGAUGAUAGAGAUCACAAUUAACGCAUCAGAACAGAUAGUCCAUCUCAGGACUCCAAAGGAAACAACAGUGGGAAAAAUCAUGGAUUCAUGCAUGAAAAUGCUUGGAUUGAUGGACAAUAAGACUCUAUUCACACUAAAAGAGAAGCAAGAUUCCUUUGAGGAGCUGUCCCUGGAUCAGCAGAUAGGAACUUUAUUGAAGACACCAUUAGAGAACGGGCAGCUGGAGCUGCAUCUGUGUAAAGUGGAAAAACAAAUGAAUUCUGCAUCAGAACUUAAUCUGAAUAUGAACGGUGAAAAAGGCAUCAACAGCAAAAAUGCCCAGGUGAACCAGCCAGGUAAAGAGGAGAGGAUCCGGGAGCUAAAGCAGCAGGUGGACUCGCUGCAGAAUGUCAUCCUUCAGGUCCAGGAGCUUCACCACGGCCUGGUAGCGUUUUGCUCAGAGAUAAAGAACAUGGAGCCAGAUGUGAAUGUGGACAGGCUGAGUUCUGCUGAGCUGAAACAGAGGCUGGAGAUGGUAAACAGCCAACUGGAGGAGAAGAGGCAGAGGCUGCAGAUCCUCAGAGACAGCAUUAACAACUCAGCUGCUCAUAAAAACAAACAGCUGGAGGUUCAUCUGCUGGAAAAGAUUAAGCUGAACUGCCAAGUGUUUAAGGAAGAAAUUACCAUUGUACAUCUCAAUCGACAAGCUACUCAUCUCCUAAAUGCCUGGCAAGGAAGCUCCAUGAAGGAGAAAGCUCAAAAACAGACUUCAGCUUUAAGCAGCUUGAGCCAGCUUGUGACGCCUCAGUCUCCAGCCAUGCUGAUGGUCGUGCAAGAGAAGCAGCUUCCUGAUGGGCAUUAUGGCUUCACGUGCUGCCACAGAGAUGACCAAGGACUGGUGGUGGUGAAGGUGGACAACUCCCACCUGUUUGUGGGAGACAGACUCGUGGAAGUGAAUGGGGCGCCGGUGGUCAGUGCCACCCUGGAAGAGCUGAAAGAUCUGCUGCGUCUCGGACCGUGUGUCCAGAUUGUUGUUCUUCGCCAGCCUCCACCUAUUCUGGUCUCUACUUGUCUCAAGCAACCGGUUAUAAGUCCAGAUCAUGUCCAAACACUCUGGCCUCAAAGGGAUGAAGUGACUACAGAAACCGCACCACAGAGAAAGAUGAUGGCCAUCUAA
This is a messenger RNA of Xiphophorus maculatus (southern platyfish), 2703 nucleotides long. RefSeq lists its product as uncharacterized. The transcript has 17 exons. Gene Ontology annotation, molecular function: protein binding. The record is from RefSeq and is a predicted model, not a curated record. Lineage: Eukaryota; Metazoa; Chordata; Actinopteri; Cyprinodontiformes; Poeciliidae. Bases 1 to 2703 code for a protein of 900 amino acids.